Molecule: messenger RNA, 447 nt
Organism: Drosophila sechellia
Lineage: Eukaryota; Metazoa; Arthropoda; Insecta; Diptera; Drosophilidae
Product: small ubiquitin-related modifier
Exons: 1
Coding region: 68-307 (79 amino acids)
Molecular function (GO): protein binding
Source: RefSeq, a predicted model, not a curated record
CGAUCAGAAGGCCACGUGGCACCUAUCACUAUCUAAAUACAGUUCUAGUAAUUCUAUUUUACAUCUAAUGGCCAAUCAAAGCAAAACCAUUUGGCUUCUAUCCUCAAAUCUACCCAAACUGCGGUGUCAUGUGAGAACGGAUCAACCGUUGGCCGCACUUCUUAGGCAAAAAUAUGCAAAGGCAUUUGGAGUUGCUACUGAGACUCUGAUCCUGGCCUUCGAUGGGGAGAAAAUCCAGGAGGAGGAUACAUUUGACUCCUUGGCCAUGGAGGAUAAUGACAUCAUCGAUGUUGUAGAAGAAUGUUAGUGCUCGAAGACUAUGAAGCCAAGUUAAUAGAGUGGGAGUGAAGCAGGCGACAUAUUGUACACUGAAAAUAUUGGAUAAAAAUUGUAAAAUAGAAACUCAAACGCAAAUAUACACAUAGCUUUGGUAAUAUAUUGUCUAAA